This is a messenger RNA of Neomonachus schauinslandi (Hawaiian monk seal), 2618 nucleotides long. It is a transcript of the gene FSCB, whose product is annotated as fibrous sheath CABYR binding protein. Lineage: Eukaryota; Metazoa; Chordata; Mammalia; Carnivora; Phocidae. Gene Ontology annotation, molecular function: calcium ion binding. Gene Ontology annotation, cellular component: sperm fibrous sheath; sperm principal piece. The transcript has a single exon. Gene Ontology annotation, biological process: negative regulation of protein sumoylation. The record is from RefSeq and is a predicted model, not a curated record.
AGAUGCUUACUGAGUAAGGUGGGAUCCAACAAGAGUGUAGUACAGAAUGCAGUAAUUUAUUAAUUACUUUUUUCUAAGGUAGCUCAACAGAACAACACUCAAUGAAGAAAGACAAAGGCUUACCUGUCUGGUACAUUUGUGAUUCUUGAUGAUUAAUUACUUGAAGAGUAAUAUGUUUGAAAUUCACCAGUUUUAGAAAUGGAAGAAGGUGAUGAACCUGAUCAGCCUAUCUCAACAGGGAGACAAGAAAUUCGAAAGAGAAGACGACCCAGCCAACCAAUGGUAGACAAAUCCCAGCAGACUGAAGUGACAGAGAAAAAGAAACACUUGCCUAUAUCACAAUCAUCUGGCCCUAAAGCUACCCUUAGUAUUGGUAAUAUUCCUGGAAGCAAAGUCAACUAUGAGUCUCUCAGAGUAUCUUCUCAACUUCAGCAAACUUGGACAAAGAGAAAGCGUGUACAGGAUAUGACUGAUAAAUCUCUGCAAACAGACACUACUGUAGAAGAGAAAAAAGAAGAAAUCAUGUCAAUUAGUGAAACAGUGAUACCUGAAGAAAAGCUAGCUGCUGUUGAAGAAGCAGUCCCUGACUUUCCAGAGAGUGUUCAGGAAGUAGAAAUUCCACCAAGCAGACAUUCAGUUCAAUUCAAAAUAGAUAGAUCUCAGCAGACUAGUUGUACUGGAGACUGGACAAUGAUGAACAUUCCUCAAAAAGUGGACAAGGAACAGCAGACGUACUUUAGUGAAACAGAAAUAAUGGUUAUUGGCAGGCCAGAUAGCUCUUUUUCAAAGUCAAAUGAAGUUGUGCAGAAACGUAAAUCCUCAGGGAAGUUUUUCAUUAGUGAACAUCCUGAAUUGCAACCCUCAACAAGUAAAGAUGAAGCAAUUGGGCAGAUACAUAGCAGAUUUCUAUUUGGUCAACAAAGCAAAAAAGGUUCUUUGGAACUUUCAGAAGAUGAGCAGUAUGUUCUAGGUGAAGUACAGCCUCCCACUGCAGAAGAGAUCUCUGCUGAAGUGCAACCUCUGCCAGCUGAGGAGACUACUACAGAAAACUCCCCAACUGUACUUCAGCCUCCACCAACUGAAGAGGCUCCUGCAGAAGAGGCCCCUGCUAAAGUAGAGCCCACACUGGGUGAAGAGGCUCUUUCAGAAGGGCCUCCUGAUGAAGUUCAGUCUCCAAAAGUUGAAGAAGCUUCUAUUGAAGUACAGCUUUCCCCAGCUGAGGAGACUCCUGCAGAAGAGGCCCCUGCUAAAGUAGAGUCUAUCCCUGCUGAAAAGGCUUUUUCAGAAGAGGCUUAUGCUGAAGUUCAGCCUCUAUCAGCUGAAGAGCCUCCUACACAAGAGGCCCCAGAACUUCAGCUUUCACCAGCUGUGGAGGCCCCUGCAGAAGAGGCCCCAGCUGAAGUUCAGUCUUCACCAGCUGAGGAGGCCUUUUCUGAAGAGGCCCCAGCUGAAGUUCAGCCUCCACCAGCUGAGACAUCUCCGGUAGUUCAGUCUCCACCAACUGAGGAGGCCCCUGCAGAAGAGGCCUCAACUGAAGUUCGGCCUCCACCAGCUGAGACGUCUCUUGAAGUUCAGUCUCCACCAGCUGAGGAGGCCCCUGCAGAAGAGGCCUCAACUGAAGUUCAGCCUCCACCAGCUGAGACAUCUCCUGAAGUUCAGUCUCCACCAGCUGAGGAGACCCCGGCAGAAGAGGUCCCAACUGAAGUUCAGCUUCCACCAGCUGAGACAUCUCCUGAAGUUCAGUCUUCACCAGCUGAGGAGGCUCCUGCAGAAAAGGCCCAAGGUGAAGUUUGGUCUCCACCAGCUGAUGAGGGCCCUGAAGAAGAGGCUCCAGAUGAAAUUUGGUCUUUACCAGCUGAGGAGGCUCCUGCAGAAAAGGCUCCAGAUGAAGUACAGUUUCCACCAGCUGAGGAGGCUCCUGCAGAAGAGGCUCCAGCUGAAGUACAGUUUCCACCAGCUGAGGAGGCUUCUGCAGGAGAGGCCCCAGAUGAAGUUUGGUAUCUACCAGCUGAGGCAGGCCCUGCAGAAGAGGCCUCAGCUGAAAUUUGGUCUCCACCGAUUGAGGAGGCCUCAGCUGAAAUUUGGUCUCCACCAGCGGAGGAGGUCCCUAAAGAAGAUACCCCAGCUGAAGUUUGGUCUGCACCAGCUGGAGGAGUCCUCAUUGAACUUCAUCCAUCAGAUGAAGAAACUACUUUAGAAAUGGUCCCUGUUGACAAAUAGUUUCCAGUGGCUGAAGAGGACUUUAUUACACAAAUCUCUAUAGAAGAUGUCCUUGCUAAAGUUCAGCCUCCACCAUCUGAACACAUUGCUGUAAAUGAGGCUUUGGUAGACCAUAUGUCUACUGAAUAUCAAUAUCUCCAGACAACAGAUGUCCCAGUGGUAAAAUUAGAAUCACUGGUUUUGGAAGAUCAGCAAAAACUUGAAGAGCCUUUAGAACUGGAUCCUGCCCCUGAAGAUUUGUCUAAUAUCAAGAAAGAACAGGUCCCGGCCUUCAAAGUGGAGGGUGUCUUUCAUAUAGAAAUAAAAUAGAGGCCUCUUCCUCAGCUGUAAUCAGGUCUUAACUAAGUUAGCAAUCAGAAGCUAGGGGACAUAAACACUUUAGAAAAGUGUAGGCAUUU